Molecule: messenger RNA, 11053 nt
Organism: Astyanax mexicanus (Mexican tetra)
Lineage: Eukaryota; Metazoa; Chordata; Actinopteri; Characiformes; Acestrorhamphidae
Gene: pcdh7a
Product: protocadherin 7a
Exons: 4
Coding region: 1159-5178 (1339 amino acids)
Biological process (GO): homophilic cell-cell adhesion
Cellular component (GO): plasma membrane
Molecular function (GO): calcium ion binding
Source: RefSeq, a predicted model, not a curated record
GUGGACCGAGAAUGCGGGACUUCUCUCUCUCUCUCUUUCUUACACACAUAUACACACACACACAGACACACUCUCUCUCUCUCUCGUUCUCUUACACACACACACACACACUCAUGCUCGUUCACUCUCGCGCACUUGCAGUUCUACCCCUCCGCAGAAAUCACUCUUCCUCUUGAAAGAGAGAAAGAAGCAUGCGCUCGCUUUCGCUUCAACUUUGCAGAGAGGACACAGAGAGGACUGCAGAGUGAGAGAGAGAGAGAGAGAGAGAGAGAGAAAGCGAGAGAGCAAGAAAAGGAAGGAGGAACAGCACGAGACGGUCCUGCAGAGAGAAAAAGAGGACGACUUUAAAACACAGAGAGAGAAAGAGAUAGAGAGAGAGAUAAAGAGGCAGAGAGAGAUAGAGGGAGACUCUACGGAGGGGCACAAAGACGAUCGUACUGGGAGGGAGAGAGAGAGAGAGAGAUAGAGCGCGUGUGCGCGAGAGAGAGGGAGCAAGGGAGAAGGAGAGAGAGGGGAGGGACAGAGAGCAAGAAGGAGAGAGAGAAGCAAAAGAGAGAGGGAGGGAGGGAGAGCGAGGGAGAGAGAGAGACAGAGAGAGAGAAGCGUCCCGAGCUGAAGUCACGGACGGAUCUCGCUCUCUUUUGUGUUCUGCUGCAUUGCAGUUUAAAACAGUGGAGGGACCCGCAGCAUCUCAAUGAAGCGGAUAAAGUGAGCGAGAGCGACCAGCUGCACUCUGGGAGAUACGCGUGAAGGUGCAUCUACGUAGAUGUGUGUACGAGUGGCGCACGCAUACACUCGUACAUUCCGAAUUCUUGCUGAAAGUGGACUCUGUUGGAUUUGUCUCUUGGAUGUGCGCCGGACUCUGAAGUGAGUGAUGGGAGUAUAUCCUCAUUCCUCAUUCCGACUGUGUGUGAACGUGACUGGAGAACUAACGGAACUGAAGGCUUUCUCUUAAAAAGAAGACGAGCAGGCGUUUGACCGGUCUGGGCAGUGAUAGAGGAAGCAAGGCAGCGCUGGAGUGGAGCCCGCUAGUUCUGGGCAACUGCAGAAUAGCAGAGAGCGAGAGAGAGAGAGAGAGAGAGAGAGAGAAGAAGAGUCAGUAAAAGAGAGAGCCAGCGAGCCUGCGGGACAGAGUAAGAGCGUGCGAGAGAGAGAGCCAUGGGUAGCAAGAGUGUUGGCGCAUUGCAAUCAGCGCUGCGCUGCUACCUCGUGCUCGUCCUGCAGCUGCUGACUCAGCUAAAGCCUGUGGACUCUGCGCUGCGCUACAGGAUAGCGGAGGAGGGUCUGCCGGAUGUUCGCAUUGGGAACGUGGCUGCUGACCUGGGGCUCUCCACGUCUGGCAUUGGCACUGGGGAUGUCACCUUUGCGCUGGAGUCCGGGGCCGAGUUCUUCAAAAUUGACAAUGUGACUGGGGAGCUGACCACCAGCAGUCGAAGGAUCGACCGCGAGAAGCUCCCCCAGUGCCAGAUGAUCUUUGAUGAAAAUGAGUGUUUCUUAGACUUUGAAGUUUCCGUCAUAGGCCCCCUGCAGAGCUGGGUGGACCUGUUUGAAGGCCGCAUAGUAGUUACUGAUGUCAAUGACAACACGCCUUCCUUCCCUUCCCCUGUGCUGACUCUGUCUGUUGAGGAGAACCGACCCAUUGGGACACUGUACCUUUUACCCACGGCAACUGACCGCGACUUUGGGCGCAAUGGAAUCGACCGCUACGAACUUGUCCAGGAUAGCAGGGACCAGCGGCGGCCUGCAAGUGCUACUAUGCCUGCUGGGAUCAACAAUGGAGCAGGUGACAGGAGGCGAGGCCAGGAGGCGGGAUCUGUACCAGCUGGGCGGAGCAAUGUGUUUGAACUUCAGGUCGCGGACACACCUGAUGGUCAAAAGCAGCCUCAACUGAUUGUCAAAGGCCCUCUUGACCGCGAGGCAAGGGAUUCUUUCGAGCUCGUGCUACGUGUUCGGGAUGGUGGGAAUCCGCCACGGUCGUCACAGGCUCUGCUCCGAGUUGCAAUCACAGAUGUGAAUGACAACAGCCCACGGUUCGAGAGGGCUGUGUAUGAGGCAGAAAUGGGGGAAAACACUCCGCCUGGGACUCCAGUGCUGCAGGUUCGAGCCUCAGACCGCGAUAUUGGAGUGAACGGGCAAGUGGAAUAUGUAUUCGGUGCUGCCACAGAAUCGGUGAGGCGACUGCUAAGGCUAGACGAAGCUUCCGGUUGGCUCAGUGUCCUGCACCGGAUUGACCGAGAGGAAGUUUCGCAGCUACGCUUCACGGUGACUGCUAGGGACCGUGGGCAACCUCCUCGCACCGACCGGGCCACGGUCAUCCUAAAUGUACGAGACGAGAAUGACAACGUGCCAGUGGUUGAAAUUCGUAAAAUCGGACGCAUUCUAGUGCGGGAUGGUGCAGCCAUGGUUCCAGAAAAUGUUCUUGUGGACACUCCAGUAGCACUGGUGCAAGUAUCUGACCGUGAUCAAGGAGAAAAUGGUGCUGUGACUUGUACCGUGGUGGGAGAUGUUCCGUUCACACUGAAACCAGCAGGUGAAAAUGCACUAGCUCCACCUCCCCCACCUACGGAUGAUGCCUUUGAGCGAAACAAGAAAAAGUUCUUUUUGCACACUUCAGCACUCCUGGACUAUGAGGCCACUCGGGAUUACACUGUCACCAUCGUAGCCGUGGACUCAGGAAGUCCGAGCCUGUCUAGCAACAGUACCCUAAUGGUGCGGGUGGUUGACAUAAAUGACCAUGCACCUACUUUUGCUCAGAGUUUAGUAGAGGUACACUUUGCUGAAAAUAACGCACCAGGAGAGCGGGUGGUAACUGUAGUGGCUGCAGAUGCUGACAGUGGGAAAAAUGCAGAAAUUGCAUACUCCUUGGAUCCAUCAGUAAACGGCGCAUUUUAUAUUGAUGCUGAUAAUGGAGACAUUCGGGCUACAGGUGCUCUGGACAGAGAGCAAAGGGAGAGGUACGAAUUUCGUGUGAUUGCAAGAGAUAAGGGUUCGCCUUCAUUGCAAGGUUCAGCAACUGUAGUUGUCCAGGUUACAGACAGAAAUGACAACGCACCAAAAUUCGUCCAGGAGGUGUUCACCUUCUACGUCAAAGAAAACCUUCUGGCCAAUAGUCCUGUCGGCAUGGUCACUGUUACGGAUGCUGAUGAAGGGGAAAAUGCAGAGUUGUGUCUGUUUGUGGAAGAGGAUGAGGAAGAAGAGGAAGCAGGGGGUCGAAGACAGGAACUGUUUUCCAUCGAGAACAACACGGGCACUAUUUUUUCAGCUGCGUCUUUUGACCGCGAAAGCCGUAGCACAUACACUUUUCGAGUCCGAGCAGUGGACGGAGGGGAACCACCAAGAUCUGCAACCGCCACUGUCUCUCUUUUCGUCACGGACGAAAAUGACAACGCCCCAUCCGUCACUGCUCCUGCUAACGAGUCUUACACACUUCUUCCUCCAGCCAGCGGGGCUCGGACCGUGGUCCGGACUGUGAUGGCCUCAGAUGGAGAUGCUGGUUCCAACGCGGACUUGCGCUAUGCCUUGGUUGGGGGUAACCCCUUCCAGCUGUUUGAAAUCGGCCCUAGCAGUGGCGUCAUCACCCUAGCUGAACCGCUGGAGAGGAGGCACCGAGGACUCCAUCGCCUGGUGGUGCGAGUUAACGACAGUGGUGUUCCCUCACUCUGCGCCACCGCACUCGUGCAUGUCUUCAUCAACGAGAGCCUCACUAACGCCACCCUGGUGGAUGCACAGGUUGCCCGCAGUCUGUCAGUUCCCCUCUCUCUGGACAUUGCGGGGGAUCCAGACACUGACCGCGCUCUGGGAAAACAGCGCCUCAGUGUGGCCAUCGGAGUUCUGGCGGGCGCGGCGGCCGUCAUCCUGGUGAUCCUGCUGGUGGUAACGGCACGGCAGUGUGGUUCCCAAGCCAAGAAUGGCUACGAAGCCGGGAAGAAGGAGCCGGAGGAGGACUUCUUCAGUCCGCAGCCUCCGCCCCUGAAGCCGCAGGGCGACCGCGGACGUAAGCCAAGGCGAGACAAGCGUGGCGCCAACGGGACCGCCAAGAGCGACCGCUCCCUCUACAGUGGCAUCGUCACGGUCAACGGAUGCCGCCGCGGCAAUGUAGAAGAAGAAGAGGAGGAUGAGGAAGUCAGCAACGCCAGCGAACGGAUAGCGGCCCGCUACUGCGCCGCAGCUAACGGUGACCCCUGCAGCCCUCGCCUGGGAACUCGGCGGCAUCAGUCCAGUCCAGAUCUGGCCCGACACUACAAGUCCAGUUCGCCGCUGCCUGCUGUCCACCUGCAGCCCAACUCGCCACCGGCCGAAGGGAAGAAGCACCAGGCCGUGCAGGAGCUGCCCCCCACCAACACCUUCACCGGCGGGAACGCCGAUGCCAUGAGCCUCGGGUCCGACCAGUGCUCCGACUACAGCUGCCAGAACGCCAAGUACAGCAAACAGCCCUUGCGGAGGGUGACAUUCUCCGUAGCGACGCAGCCUCAGGACCCUGGAUGCUACGACAGUGGGGUGGAGGACUCCGAGACCCCCAGCAGUAAGAGCUCGUCUGGGCCCAGGAUCGGAGUCCUGCCGCUGCCGGAGGACGGGUACGAGAGAACGACACCAGAGGGCAGCGUGGGCGAGGAGGAACACGUGGAGAACGACCCACGGCACCUACCCGACGUCGCCCUGACCGGCAAGUGCACCCGCGACUGCGGCGAGUUCGGCCACUCCGACGCCUGCUGGAUGCCCGUGCGCUCGUCGCCCCGAAAACACGCCGGAAGCGACCCCUCGGCAGGCGACGAUAACAACAACCACGAGGACGACAGCGAGCCCGAGGAGAUCGAGGAGGAGGAGGAAGGCGCGGAGGAGGACGACGGCUCGGACCAGGGCAGCGGCGGCGGCGGGGCCGAGGACGCCCGCGGCUCGCUCAGCAACGUGGACCCGCAGGGGACGCUGCGCAACCGCAACAUGGGCGACCACAACCGCAACCUGCUGAACCGCAAGAUGACCUCGGCCUCCUACGACACCUUCAGCAGCGCCGGCUUCGGCAGCGGCCACCACCACCACCACCACCACCACCAUCACCGCGGCAACGAGCAGGACGACCUCCACCAGCGGUCGGAGGUCAUCCCGCUCACUCGCACGGGAGGCGGAGACUACAAGACCGCGUCGUGCCUCACGCUGGCGCGCAGGGAGGUGUACCUGUGACGCCCGAGCCCAUGCCCCCAAUUCCUCAGGUGACCAGCCGCUCACCUGGGCCUAACGAACUUCAGCUGAAUUUCAGGACCACCUAAAGCAGUGGUCACCAACCCUGGAUCUGGCAGGGUCUGGCCCGUCUCACCUGCCGCCUUGUUCAGCUAAAAUUAAACAAUUGCACCAUUUUCCACGGUGAUCUCUAACUAUCGAUUGAUAAUCGAGUAAUAAUUCAGGGAGGUGCAGGACUGCCUGCACUGUAAACUAUAUCUCAGCAAGUGAAAGCAAGGUAUUAAAAGGGUUCUGUAUCGAACUAAAGCCACUCAAAAAAUAAUCCUGUAAAAAGCACUAAUAUUGCUAUUGCUACAAGUCAAACAACCCCAGUUUAAUCCAGAACCUGUAAGUGUAGAGUAUAUACAGUACCAGUCAAAAGUUUAAAUAGUGAGUUUUCAUUAUUUUAAAUUAAAUAGGCACCUCUUGCUUAGAAAGAGACAGCAUUGAACAUCUUCCCUGGAUUUUCUCAGUCAGCAUUAUGAUAUAGAUUCACUUGGAAUGAUCAGCGAAUUACACUGAAUAGCCUUGUUUGAGUAAUGAGCAAAUUAAUUAAUAAUAAUUAAGAACUACAUGACUACAUAAAGACAAAUGAAAAAAAUUAGAAAUGAGGGUCAGACAAUACAAAAAUUUCAAGAACUUUGAAAGUAUCCUCAGGUAAAGUCGCAAAGACCAUUUAAAAAAAUAAAUAAAUAAAAUGAUAUGAUGGAACUGGCACUCAUCAGGACCGCACCAGAAAAGGAAGAGCCAGGCAGAGAUACCUCUUAUUGCACAGGAGUCCACAAAACUGCUUCACUUUUAAGUUACUACAUGAUCCCUUAUGUGUUCCAUCAUAGUCUGGUAGACUUCAGUAUUCAUUUACAGUGUUGGAAAAAAAUGAAAAGAAAAAAUAAAAUAAAAUAAAUAAUAAUUUUGAAUGAGGUGUCAAAAGUGUGUCCAAACUUUUGACUGGUACUGUAUAUUCUGUACACUAUUCUGCAAAUUACAUUAGAGUUUUAUGAUGAAUGGACCAAUAGAAACACUGCAAAAGUUGAAUUUGAAAUAAAAUCCUUUUACACUAACUUCCAUUUAAAAAGUAGUAAAGAGGGGCAUAUUUAUUCAUUUACCUCUAACCUCUAUUUAUUUUAUGUAUAUAAAUAUAUAAUCCUCUAUAUCCACUAUUUAUAUAAUUUAUAUAUGUAGCAAGUUUUUUUUUUCUUAAACCAUUCACCAAUAACUUUUUGAAAAGGGUUAAAUUUGCAAGUAUUUACAAGUAAAAAUGAAUGAAAUCAAUUGAAUGAAUUUUUAAAACAUUAAAAUAUUAGAUAUGUCACAAGAAUUAAAUUUUUAUGGGGUUGGUAUUACAAAUACAAUACAUCCAAUAGUAUAGUAGUGAUAUAACAAUGUGGGUUCAUAUAAACAGGCCCUCAGGAUCCUCAAAGGGGUUAAGAUGCUUUCACUUGCCAAGAUCAUCUCUUUGCACCACGGCGCCAAAAAAAUUUCAGACUCUUUCAGCCGAGCGCCAACAAGCAGCACUUCUGAAGACCCCGCCGGAUCAGGUGGGCCGGAUUAGAGUCAGAGCCAGAGUCGGUGACCACUGGAGACAAGCACACACCUGUUCAGAACAGCUGUGCCAAAAUCAGAACCCCUCAUCCUUUCAUUUCUCCGGACGCUAAACGAGGGUAAAAGUGGGAUUCAGGAAGGAAUCGUGGAGGAGAAUCGUGGAGGAGCCUUCAUCUCUUAAAUACGUGCAUGUUUGACCUCCUGCAGACAGGUGGCGCUGUGGGAGAGGAGAAGAAGGAGAAGAUCUUCACGUUGUAAAGUUUUUUGGGUUUUUUUGUUUGUUUUAUUUUGAUUUUUUUUAUGACAGGACCGAAUCCAGCCAAUCAGACGGCUGUAAAAAUGUGACACGAGCAAAGGUGCAACCAAUCGUUUUGAAGGUUUGAAGUUAAAAAAAAGAAAAAAAACUUUGCGAACUGUUUAGCGGCUAACCAAUCAUCACUUAACGUAUUCGAAUAUAAACGUUCAAAGUUGAAGUUUCUUAGAGGAACGGAUCAGUAGUGACAAAAGAAGAAAAAAAAAAAAAACGCGAGAAACGUUUUAUUUUUUCGUCCAUUUUUUCUCUCCUUUUCUUUCUCUCGCGGAAAUCUGUUGUAGCUAACAGGCUAACUGACUCCGAAGCGGUUCUGCACUAACGGAGGUCCCACAAGAGGGCGCUAAAAAUCAUUGACUGUUACAGUUUUACUACGAAGGGAAACCUCAGAGACUGUUGGGCUACAGUGUGAGGCGCUUUCGCAGUUUCUUCAUCAGCCACGUUUUUUCUUCUCGCGCGCUUCGAGUGAAAGCACACACUCGUGCACAAACAGCACUCUCUCAGACUUUCGCAUCUUCUGCUGCAUAUUAGCCUUUGUAAAAGAAAUUAGCCGUAGCAUCUUUGCCUGCUUAAUAACUUCAGCUAGCGCGCGAGAGCGCUGGAGCAUAAUCGAGUAACUAAUCAUCUGUUUAAGUGCAUCAUACUUCAGAGCAAUGACUGUAGCAAACAUGGACGGUGCGGUUCCAAUUUCCUUACGUUUUAUAGAAAUAAAGCCAAAAAAGUGUCCGCCAUAUUGUAUACAUUUCCAAGCAGAGUUUACACAGUAUGGUACACACAGUAGAGAAUUACUAGUAUAUUUGGUAGACCCACCCCUUCUACCUGACCAAGUGUGUCUCAGACUGCAUUCAUUGAGCUUAUUUUCUGAACUUACUUUUUACUUUUAAACUGACUUUUCUUACUACAUUGGAAACUCCUUCUAAUACAACUAAAAAUCCACCCAGAACAAUCGAAACCCUUCUUAGUACAAAGGAAACUCCUCCCAAUACAAUCAAAGCCCUCCCUAAAACAUCGGAAACUCCUCCCAAUACAAAUUAACCCCCACCCCCUGUACAAUCAAAACCCUUCUUGGAACAAAGGAAACUCUGCCAAAUACAGCUAAAACCCCACCCAAUACAAUCGAAAUCCUGCUUAGUACAAAGAAAACUCCUCCCACUGCAACUAAAACCCCACCCAGUACAAACAAAACCCUUCCUAGAACAAAUUAAACUCCUCCCAAUACAACUAAAACCCUACCUAGAACAAGUAAAACUCCUCCCAAUAAAGCUAAAACCCCACGCAGUACAAUCAAAACCCUUUCUUCUACAUCAGAAACUCCUCCCACUGCAAAUAAAACCCCACCCAGUACAAACAAAACCCAUGCUAGUACAAAUUAAACGCCUCCCAAUACAACUAAAACCCCACCCAAUACCAUCGAAACCCUAUCUAGUACAUUGGAAACUCAAUUCCAAAGUGUUACCCCACCUUGGAAUCAUGUCAGUAUUAGCACAGAGAAAAGUUUAAAGAACUGUUUAACUGUUGGAAGUUUAGAAAAGAAAAAUGAGAUGGAUGUGGGGGAUUCUUGGAUCUACACGUCAUACUGCAACCAGCCAGCAGAGGCGCUGGUCCUGCUGCAGUGGCUUCGUGUCCGAGAGGUGCUGCGCUGUCCGUGUUUCCUACAGUCGUUGCUUCAGGGCAUUAAACCACGUCCGAGCUACUUCUAUACUCUCCAGUAAGCGAGUAAUGUAUCGUGGUUUUUAUGUAGAGACCGUAGGUAAACCAAAUUUCUGUAAAGACGACACUGCAUGACUUAAGCUAAUGCUAACGUUUUUGAUAAAAAUAGAAAACUUCUCUCUUUUUUUUCCUGGGGAUGGAAUCUCGUAAAAAAAAAGUGUGUGUGUGGAACGUGAGAGUGUGUGUGUGUGUGUGAGUGUGUGUGUGUGGAACAGAGUCCCAAAUGAAGCUGGAACUUUUCCAAAAAGGAGAGAAAUCCACUGAAGCGAUGCAGGUUUAAUACGAUUAGCCGAUCUCAUGAGCCUUUCUGUACCAGUCCUGCUGUAAACCUGUACUGUGUGUGUGUGUGUGUGUGUGUGUGCGCGUGUGCGCAUGUGUGUUUGUGUGGAAGGUCGAGCUGUGUUAAAGUCCUCUGUGGAUCCUGGUGUCAGACGAGGCCGAACGCUUCAGUGUUGUUGAGGCUCACUGGUGUUGCUAUCCUGUUGCAUUGUGGGAAAUGUAGUUUCAGCACCUUCACAAGAAAAAAAAAUGCUCAAACUCGCAUCUCAUUGACACUCAGGUAACCUGAGAUGCAGCAAUGUUCAUGUCUCUCAGUCUCUCUCUCAGUCUCUCUCUCUCUUUCUCUCGUUCUUAUCUUUUGUCUCAUUCUGUCUCACUCUUUCUUUCUUUCUUUAUCUAAUUCUCGCUCUUGUUCUCCCUUUUUCUCUUUGUUUGACUUCCUAAUUGUCUCUUUCUACCCUUCUCUUCAUCCUUUUCUGUCCCUCCUUCCUUUUGUCUCAUGUUCGCUCUUUUUAUCUCCUUCAUCUCCUUUACUAUCUUCUUUUUCACUCAUUCACUCUUAUUCCUUUUCUCUCUCUCCUUUUGUCUCAUUCUCACUGUCUCACUUCAUCUCCUUUGAUUAAUUGCAUUUCUUGCACACUUUCAUUCUCUUGCUUAUUGUUUAUCUCAUUCUCUCUCUUUUUUCUCUUUAUUUGACUUCCUAGUUGUCACACUCCUCUCAUUCCUUUUCUCUCGUUCUGUCUCUCCUUUUGUCUCAUUUUCUCUUAAUUUAUCUUCUUUCUCUCACUCAUUUUUGCUUUUUCCUGUAUCUCUUUCCUUUAUCUAAUUUUUUAUCUAAUCUCCUUUACUGUAUGACUCUUACUCUCUUUCAUUCCUGAUUUGAUUCCUGUCUCUCUGUCUCUUUGUCUCUCUCUCUUGUCUCAUAGUUUGAGGUGUCUCUCUCUUUCCUAUUGUGUUCUCAAUCAGGAUCAUCUCCCCCUUCGUCUUGUGGACGUUUAAACUGUGUGUUAUAUAAGUGUGUGUGUGUAUGUAUGUGUGUUUGUGUGUGUGUGUGUGUGUGUGUGUGUCGCUGGUCCUCUGUGGUGUAAAUCAUCUCUCCUGUCUGAACACGGAGCUGCCUUUGGUCCUUUUCGGACCGGUGGACUCCAGUCCAUCUAUGCCAAAAUCUCACCAGGUUCUCCAGCUGGCAAACACAAACUGACCUCGAGCUCCGGGUACCCGCCGUGCCCGGACGCGAGGCGGAACGAGGGACAGGACUUCCAGGGUUUCUAAAUCCAGGAGCCGGUGGAACGUUCGAGGGAGCCGGUCCUUCUGGAACCUAAAGGAACACUGCGGCGGCGGCAACGGUUCCGUCGCCAGAGGCUAAAUCUUAGGCUAAAUCUGCUGUUCUAGAGCAGUGUGUAAUUAUUCCUGUACAGUUUGCGGGUGGGGUUUGGGGGAGGGGUGGGGCGGGCAGGGUUUGUUUGGGGGAGGCUGGGGUGGGCGGGGCUGAACGCAGACCCUGUACAUUGAACUGCGUCUUUUCCUUUUUUCUACUGCACGUUUACCUACAAUCCUUUUACUCACUCACUGCUGGCCAAUGGCAAUGGGGUGCCAUAACAUAGUGACUGAACCAUAACCCUCAUCCCACAGCUUUUUUUAAUCUAUCUAGAGCAACAAACACUGGAUCCACCUACCCGCUCCCCAUCCUCCAUGCUACUACUACUACCACUACCUUGUAGAGAGACGAUGAUGAACUGUAACCCCGAUCGGCAUGCUAAUGGUGUUUAAUCCUGCACUUAACGAGGAAACCGAACCGGCAUUGGUGACUUCUUCUUAAUUCUUCUUUUGGUUUCUGUUUGGCGCGAGCGGCGGACGGCCUUCCCUGCUCGCUCCGAUCCGAUUAAUUGACUCAAUCGAUUAGCGUUUAACAGCAGCGAAGGCUUGGGAACGGUUUGAAAGGGUUUGGUAUGUUACCUGUAAAAGUUUGACUUUGACAUUAAAACUGCUUCAAACCUC